This is a messenger RNA of Vanrija pseudolonga, 914 nucleotides long. RefSeq lists its product as uncharacterized. Lineage: Eukaryota; Fungi; Basidiomycota; Tremellomycetes; Trichosporonales; Trichosporonaceae. The record is from RefSeq and is a predicted model, not a curated record. The coding region runs from base 1 to 909 and encodes 302 amino acids. The transcript has 2 exons.
AUGCCCACACCACUCCCACCAGACCUGGUAGAAGCGCUCACCGCGCACCUCGGCGCCGUGCCGAGCUCGGCCAACCCGCUCGACGUGCUGGCCGCGCACCUGCCCUCGCUGCCGCCUGCGCUCGCGGCGCAGGUCGGCGCCCACACGACAGCGAAGGAACGCACGCGCAUCCCAGCAAUCAAGGCGCGGCGGGUGCUCUACGGCACUGGGUCCGCCCCAUCUUCCUCCUCUUCCUCCUCCGGCCCAAAUGCCAGGCUAUACGCACCCGGCGUCGCUGCCGUGUCCACCCCGCCUCCCGACCUAACAGCCGAGCGCGGCCGCCAGCGCUGGCCCUUACUGUGGGAACGGCUCGGCGGCGACCCCCGCCCGGCGGAGAGCACGACCGCCCAGGCUGACGAGGAACGCUGGGCCGGCGAGAGCUUCAUGCCUGGCUCUGACGCGUUCGUCGGCCGCCUCGGCCGCGUGCUCCGCGAGGACGAGGAGGUGCGCGAGUGGGAGGCGACGCGGGCGGCGCGCGCGGCGGAACGGCGGCUGGACGAGCAGGGCGAGGAGUUUGACGACAGCGACGACGACGAGGAUGACGUUGAAGGUGGAGCCCAGGGCAGCGGCGCCGCUGGGGCGCGGACGAACGGCGGCGGGCUGCCGCAUCUGCCGUAUACGGGCACCGGGGCGGCCGACCAAGCGGCCGUCGAGCGCGAGUUCGAGAAACGGCUGCUCGAGCUCUUCAUCGACGGGUUAGAUACACUCGACUACACCCCCAUCGACUUCUCGCCCGCCGACGACCCGAUCGCUGCGCGCGAUGCCGAAGACCGGUGGUUUGACGACGAGGCGCCGAGCGGGGGUGGUGUCGGUAAUGGGGCGAGUCGGGAUCGGGCGCUGGAGAAUGGCGAGGGGGAGUAUGAUUACUAGGCCGG